AACCAAAAGGGAAGGAGGAAGAGUGAGAAGGCCUUCAGGCUAUGACGUACGUCGGUAGACAACGAAAGAAAGAAAGAAAGAAAGAAGAAAUAAGACAACGCCAACCAGCGAACCAUCGGGAUGCCUGCCUGCCUGCCUGAUCUGUCAGAGUAGAAACGACAGAGAGAAUGUCUGUCUGUUUCUGCAGCCCACGUGUGUCUGCCGGUAGUGUCUGUCGAGUGGACUGGACAAACCUCUUCCCUCACUGCGGCAUCCCAUCGGGCGCACCGCUCUCCAGUGACCGGCCCGCAUUCAACCAACGUAACGGCGACACACACAGAGAGGCAGUCAAUCCGUUGACACACUGACACAUCAUAUCAUCAUUCACGGAGUGGUUCCUUUGUCUAGUGUGACUGUGUGUGCAGGUCAUCGCUGCUCGAGCUUGGCCUUGGCGCCCAGACGAGUGAUGAGAAUGCGGUCGUCCCGCUGGAGGGGUGCGUGGCGCCGACGGAGCCGCUCGACCCCUCCCUGGGGCAGGAGUCACGCUCGAGCAUCGCCAUCAGGACCCCCACCCUCGCCCACUUCCCCUCUUCACUGCUGGGCGUGCGGCACCACAUUCUCGCAGCUGCUCGCCACAGCCAGACCCAUUUGCCCCUUCGUUUCAGUGUGGGUGUGCUGCCGCUGGGACGUGUCUGUUUGGCAAGAGGAGCUGCAAGGAGACGGCGGAGGCCUCUCCCGCCAUGCAGGCGCUUGUCGCGCGUCGGAUGGUCGAAGGUGAGUGGGUCGGUGGGGUGGGGCGGAUCUGUGGCUCCCCAUCACUGCAUGAAUCUCUGUGUCUGUGCGGCAUGGCCAGAGUGGGAUACGGCCAAGAGCACUCUCUGAUGGUGUCCGAAGCCGCCGAGCAGCUGCACCGUCGCGGGCAGGGCGACCUGCAGUCCUUCGCCAACAAAUACCUCAACAAGGACAACCAACAAACGGUAUGUCAGGCAGCCAGAUGAUACGUGCACGACUGUUGAUGUCGAUGCGGAUGUGUUUGGUGGCUGUGAUGCCCGCCUCCAGUAGGUCGGCAUUGGGUGCUGUUCCUCUGGCUCGAAUGAGGGAACGUGCACAAGAAUUCGCACAAGGUGAGACCCAGAUUCCCUUCUAUCGUGCACACAUAUCCCAAUCUCCCCUUCUCGCCCACCCAUUCAGAGCUAUCGAGUCUCUGGCAUUGACCAAGGACCUCCUGGAGUGCUUGAAGAGAGACUUGUUCUCCUGGGUCGAUUCCCUGCAGUGCGACCUGUGCGGAGGCAAGACGUCAGCUGACCCCUGUGAGGAGGAUUUGGGGCGGGCUGCACAAGUGCCAGGCACUGACAUGCGGCCACACUACGCGAUCCCCAAGGUGACGUCACGGCAACACACAACACAUGGCAGGAAUGAUGGAUGGAUGUGUGUGCGCGUGUGUGUGUGUGUGUAGAUGAUGUGUGGGUCUCGCGAACAACGACGACUGGUGUGGGUACAGCCGUGACGGUGUGGACUGCGUGUGCAAGGAGCACGACCGAUGUCUGUCUGUACCAACAUGGAUACCACAAGUGCGGCUGGUGAGUUGGGGGAGGGGGGGAGAAGGCAAGCAGCACGGCACCUGAGCAUUCCCCCUUUGUGAUGUCUGUCUGUCUGUUCCAUGAUUCAGCGACUGGCACUUCAUCAGGAAUCUCGCUGGCGCGUCGUGUUCCAAGCCAGAGUGCCACUUACAAGGCCGCUGCACUUGCUGUCUUCCAAAGAAAGCCCUGUGAAUGCCGCUGGGAAGCACUGCGUCCAUAUCCGUUUCGUCGCUGGAAACCCAACCGCUGACCACCUCUCCUCAACUCCGCUUGUAGGUGAUCAGGCAGGCAGCCAUUCUCGGCCCCAGCCGAAUCCUUCACCUCUUUUGUCUGUCGCUAUGGGCAGGUGGCUGUCCAACGGGCAGGAGAUGGCUGGUCAGCUCAGAUCGCCGUCUGCCCGUGCCGAUGAGAAGAUCUGAGUUUUCUCUGUGUUGUCACGACUUGUGUUUGUUGUGCCUGCCUUGUGCAUGCAUGAGUACUUGCGUGAGUUGAUGGACUUAGGCAGGCAGACAAGUGGCGGCAACUAAGCUGGAAUGCUCUCAUGUGAGUAGAAAUUGAAGGCAUUGUGUCUGCCUGUGGGUUGGUUGCUGUUUUUUGGAGUCAAGAGUUCGCCUGUCCGUGUGUGUGAGUGUGUUUGUGUGUUGGUUCGCUCCUGAGACACCACGAU
Vitrella brassicaformis is the source of this 2226-nucleotide messenger RNA. The record is from the annotation of a GenBank genome assembly. Lineage: Eukaryota; Vitrellaceae.